This is a messenger RNA of Hypoxylon trugodes, 1226 nucleotides long. Its product is annotated as F-actin capping protein, beta subunit. The record is from RefSeq and is a predicted model, not a curated record. Bases 206 to 1186 code for a protein of 326 amino acids. The transcript is spliced from 3 exons. Gene Ontology annotation, molecular function: actin filament binding. NCBI's taxonomy places the organism in Eukaryota, Fungi, Ascomycota, Sordariomycetes, Xylariales, Hypoxylaceae. Gene Ontology annotation, cellular component: cytoplasm; actin cortical patch; F-actin capping protein complex. Gene Ontology annotation, biological process: actin cytoskeleton organization; barbed-end actin filament capping; cell morphogenesis.
CCUCAACCUCACGUCAGAGGUGUGAAUGGAAAAGGUUGGCUGCAGGUGAAGCUUCCACUUAUUUAUUCAGUGUUCCUUUCGCAUACAAAUAACCUUCAAGCUACGUAAGCUAAGGUACCUACCCCGUAAGGAAAGGGGCUCCACUUUUCUGUAUUACCCCACCAUUACUUCAAACGGUUCUGGUGUCAACCUUGUCAACCUUCAGAUGUUCCCCCUCCAACAUUUAUCAAGGCUUGGAUCUGUCUCUUCAUCAACGACAACUACCACUCCGGAUUCUCUUGUCGAAUGCGUGCGAUAUUUAUGGAAUUACCACAUCGCGGAUAUCAUUGACGAAGUUGUAACCAUAGCCCAGCCUUCUCAACCCGAACCGGUCACCAACACCAUGUCUGCUGAUCCCUUCGACUCGGCUCUCGACCUUCUCCGGCGUUUGAACCCGAAACACACAUCAGCGCAUCUCGACUCGCUGAUCCGACUUGCACCAGACCUAACAGAAGACCUACUAUCGUCGGUAGAUCAACCACUCUCGGUACGACGAUGUAAGCAGACUGGGCGCGAUUAUCUGCUAUGUGAUUACAACCGUGAUGGUGACAGCUACCGGUCGCCGUGGAGCAACGAGUUCGACCCCCCUCUCGACUCAGCCCCCUCCCUUCCCUCGGAGAAGGUCCGUCGCAUGGAGGUCCGCGCAAACGAAGCCUUUGAUCUAUACCGUGAUUUGUACUACGAGGGCGGUGUGAGCAGUGUGUAUUUUUGGAAUCUGGAUGAUGGAUUUGCAGGCGUGGUGCUGUUGAAAAAAGAGGCUAAACCAGGUAGCGCCAGCGAAGGCACCUGGGAUUCGAUCCACGUCUUCGAAGCUAUCGAUCGAGCCCGUUUCACUCAGUACAACCUCACAUCUACCGUUAUUCUAUCAUUAUCUACAAACUCAAACAGUCUUGGAGACAUGGACCUUUCGGGCAACAUGACGCGACAGAUUGAGAUCGAACUGCCGGCAGAAAGUGAUGAGCAGCAGAUCGCCAACAUCGGGAAACUCGUCGAGGAUAUGGAACUCAAGAUGCGAAAUCUGCUGCAGGAGGUUUACUUCGGCAAGGCUAAAGAUGUGGUUGGUGACUUGAGGAGCGUGGGAAGUUUGAGCGAGGGUGCAAGAGACAAGGAGGCACAGAAGGAACUUAUCGGAAGCAUGAUGCGAUGACCGGUGACAUCGAACCAUCAAGACGACAUUUUCGAAUAUG